This is a messenger RNA of Oikopleura dioica, 2307 nucleotides long. NCBI's taxonomy places the organism in Eukaryota, Metazoa, Chordata, Appendicularia, Copelata, Oikopleuridae. The record is from the annotation of a GenBank genome assembly.
AUGAGAAUUCAAAGGAUAGCCAUUUUAUUAAGCGCUUUUUGCGAGGCGCAGGAUAACUCUCUCGCUGAAGAUUCCUUGAGUGCUGACUAUUUUUACUAUAGUGACAGUUCAUCUGUCGGUUCCGAAAAUGAUGGAUCAGAAUUUAUGCUUGCGAGAGGAAGAAGAAAGCGAUUAAAGGAGCAGUUCGGGUGCGAUGAGGAUCAGUGUAAUUCUCCAGAUGCUUGUGACCCAAAUGCCGAUUGUCAAAACAGAUGUAUUGGAUACACAUGUAACUGUCACUCCGGUUUCAAAAAGAAAGGCAGAAAAUGUCUCCCACUCGCGCAAGAAAAAUAUGUAUCCCCGGAUCCAUACACAACACCCGAUCCGUACACAAGUUCAGCUGCUCAAACCACAGAGGCGGAAACAACUACAGAAGAAUACACGACCACGACUACAACAACUGCAUCUUCGACAACUACAACAACAACUACCACUACUACUACAACAACCACAACAUCUACGACGACCACAACAUCUACGACGACCACAACAUCGACGACGACCACAACAUCGACGACGACAACAACGACAUCAACAACAAGCACAACAACUACCAUGACGACAACGACAAAAGAUGCGUACACAGAAUUUACUACUGACUUCACUACAACUACCACCGUUACAGCCUUUCCAUCAACCACAUCAACGGCUACAACCAUGACAACUGAGCAAACAACAACUGUUACCACGCAGUUAAUAACUACUGCGAUUCCAUGCGAUCUGGACGAAUGCGCUGAGGGUAUUGCGAUCUGUCCAGACAACAGUUCUUGUUCAAAUCUUUGCACAGGCUUUGAAUGUAUUUGUGACGAAGGGUUUACGAUGAACGAUGACAAUAGUGAGUGCCUUGUCGUCUGCGACGAGAAUCAAUGCGAGGUCAACAACGGCGAAUGUCCUGUUUUCUCUGAUUGCGUGGAUCUUUGCACUGGACAUGAGUGCCAAUGUUUCGAUGGUUUUGAGCUUGACCCUUACACGAACCAAUGCGUUCAAAUUUGUGAUGAAAUGCAAUGCACGACGAAUCCAUGUGGUGACCACGCCUCAUGCACUGAGCUUUGCGAACUCUACGAAUGCACUUGCGAUGCUGGUUACGAGCCUGACGAGAAUACCGGAGCGUGUUGCGAAAUUAUCAAUCAGUGCGAGGCUGGAGACGGAGCCACUGCUCCUGAAGACCUUUGUGGUGCGAACAGUCUCUGUGUCAAUGACUGCAAUGGAUACCACUGUGAAUGUGAAGCUGGCUUUGAAAUGGUUGAUGGUGUUUGCGUGGAUCCUUGUAAUUAUGACAUGUGCGAAGAAACUGAAAACGUUUGCCCAGCUGAGCACACGUGUGUUCCAUCAUGUGACUCCUUUUCGUGCGUUCCCGUAGAGUGUCCUGCUGAUUUUUGCGCCGACGUACCUAAUAGCGAAGUUGUCGUUAUUACCGAAACCGUGUACGCAUCUACCUGCGCUUGCGUAUGCAUUGAUGGCUUCCAAAUGGUAGGAGGAGUUUGCGAAGAAAUUUGCGACGAAGAUCAGUGCCUUGAUGCAUCUAUUUGCGGCGCUAAUUCUGAAUGUACGAAUUUAUGCAGUGGGUAUGAAUGCUCUUGUCAAACUGGCUAUCAUCUUGAGGGAGACUCAUGUGUUGUCGACGAGAGUCAUACAAGUACUUAUGGAGAUCCCCACUUCCAUAUUCUCGGACAAUCUUCUUCUCAGCCAGAUCUUUGCUUCGACUACAGUGGCCAAGCGGGCGAGGACCUGAUAAUUCUUUCAGAUAAGAAAGUCAAAGUUCUCGGCGCUUUAUUUACGCCGCACAAGAACAAAAAGCAAAUGCUGUUUGAGUCAAUCGAGAUUCGUUCAGAAAAUGGACAUUCACUCAGAAUGACAGCAGAGUCCUGGAAAACUUACCUUAGUGCUAGACCAGAUAGAGAAUUAAACUUAGAGGAUGGUAAGAUAGGCGAUUUCCGAAUUCUAGAUUACCGAACCACACGCAAGGGCAUUUCUCUCAUUGCGAAGCUUGAUUUUGGUUUUGAGUUUGAAAUUUUAACUAACAGGGCGUACGGAAAUGUCAAUUUCCGAAUUCUCAGCUCUAAGGGUCUCUCAGACACGGGAGCGGGUCUUUUAGGUCAGUUGCUCAACCCUGGAGCCUACUCCGUUGUCCCGGACGAGAAUAAAGAUCACACCGGUAUUUUCUACUUCCAGAGCUACGAGGUAGAAGUGAAGCUUCGAGAUCAUGCAUGGAAUAAACAGUGCUGGGUAAUUCCGUACUUUGAAGCUAUGAAGAUCUUCUCCAAAUAG